Monoraphidium neglectum is the source of this 252-nucleotide messenger RNA. RefSeq lists its product as hypothetical. The transcript is spliced from 3 exons. NCBI's taxonomy places the organism in Eukaryota, Viridiplantae, Chlorophyta, Chlorophyceae, Sphaeropleales, Selenastraceae. The coding region runs from base 1 to 252 and encodes 83 amino acids. The record is from RefSeq and is a predicted model, not a curated record.
AUGAUGGACCCCACAGUCGCCGAAACCGCGGGCAAGGCCAACACGCUGGGCGUCCGCGGCAGCGACGUGUCGUACGGCUCACCCAGCUUUGUGGCCGACUUCAAGAAGUUCACGGCGGGAACGAACAUCUCGUACGGCAAGUCUGGCCCCAUCGCGUUUGACACGUACGGCGAUCUGAAAUACGACCCGACAACCUCGUACGACACGGCGGAGUUCAACAAGGACGGGCAGAUCGUAAACGUGGACCUCUAG